This is a messenger RNA of Thermothielavioides terrestris NRRL 8126, 339 nucleotides long. RefSeq lists its product as uncharacterized. The transcript has 2 exons. Lineage: Eukaryota; Fungi; Ascomycota; Sordariomycetes; Sordariales; Chaetomiaceae. The coding region runs from base 1 to 339 and encodes 112 amino acids. The record is from RefSeq and is a predicted model, not a curated record.
AUGGGUCGGCCAUUCCCCCGUCCAUGGAAGAAGCCCGGGACGAUUGGUACUGUCCUGCUGCAAGAGGCGCAGAAACCGGGUGUUGAAAGGUUUGUCUCCAUUCCCACCCGGUCAGCGAUCCCUGUCGGGAAGAACGGCGAAUGCGGUGGAGCAGCUGAGCUCAAACCGACUGGCACCACAGAGCUCGCCAUGGAGGCAGCACCACCGGUCGAGAAAGACGGGACGAUUCUUGCUGGCUGGGAUUGCCCUGCAACUGAGCCGUCCGACGUUUCCUCAUCCGGCGCCCUUGCAGACUCCUCGCAGCCACAUUUGGUUCACUGCGGCCUCUUGGGGGUAUAA